Molecule: messenger RNA, 2227 nt
Organism: Linum tenue
Lineage: Eukaryota; Viridiplantae; Streptophyta; Magnoliopsida; Malpighiales; Linaceae
Source: the annotation of a GenBank genome assembly
UCUGAAAGGUUAGUUCUUCCCUUCCCUUCCCCGCUAGAGAAAAGCAACAAUGAAACAACAGAAAUAGCGAGAGACCAGAACGAUAGACGCAGGAUUCUCCUUCUCCACAUAUCUCUCUGCCUUCUUCCUUUGUCCAUCACCGCCGGAUAAUUAACCCUUCCGAUUCCUCUUUUCCAUUUCCACUGUCCUCGUUAUCUUCACAUUCUUCUUAUCCAUUUCCUUUGAAUCUCAUUGCGGCAUUGUUCUUCGCCCGAUUUGAAACUACAUUUCUCACCACCGACGAAUCAAUACCCAUCACCUUUUUCUUCAUCUCCUCCUCUGGAUAAUGGUGGGUUCGUAUUUGAUUCCUACCAUUUGAACAUUGCCCGGAAACGAAAAACCGCAGAGCCGGAAACAGAGGAAAAUCCAAAACAGAGCAUCUGGCAUUCCUCUGGCUUUGGGAAAAAUCAUCUCUUUCUAGUAUUUUGUCUUACCGUUUUAUCUAUUUAGUGCUGCAUUCAUACAAUAAUGGCGGUAAUGGAAUCGCUGCUGGGAAAUGAAGCAAGGAGAUUCAUCAAGAGGAAAGACAGUGAUGCAGGCGAAACAGGCCGAGCACUAGAAGAACUGAGGGGCACGCUGUACAACGAUCUCCGAACCUCGGAAGGAGCGAAGCGCCAGCAGCAGAGGUUCUGCGGGCCGGUAGUGGCCAUGACAUUCAAUUUCGUGGUCUCCAUAGGGAUAAUCAUGACCAACAAAGUGGUAAUGGGGAAAGUGGGUUUCAAUUACCCAAUCCUCCUGACAUUGAUCCACUACGCAGUGGCAUGGCUGCUGCUUGCAAUAUUCAAGACACUGGCUCUGCUCCCAGUAUCGCCUCCUUCCAAGUCCACUCCUUACACUUCCAUCUUCUCCCUGGGCGUCGUCAUGUCGUUCGCGUCCGGUCUCGCCAAUGCCAGCCUCAAUCACAACAGCAUUGGGUUCUAUCAGAUGGCGAAAAUCGCAGUCACGCCCACCAUUGUUUUGGCAGAGUUCAUUCUCUUCAACAAAACCAUCUCUCACAACAAGGUAGUGGCGCUGGGUGUGGUGUCAGCGGGUGUGGCACUUGCUCAGGUGACAGAUUUGCAGUUCAACUUCUUCGGAGCUUGCAUAGCCGUCGCCUGGAUAAUUCCGAGUGCGAUUAACAAGAUUCUGUGGUCGAAUCUGCAGCAGCAAGCCAACUGGACCGCCCUCGCUCUGAUGUGGAAGACAACACCGGUGACGGUGCUGUUCCUGCUAGCACUAAUGCCAUGGCUGGAUCCACCAGGUGCUCUAUUGUUCAAGUGGGAUCUUCAAAACUCAUCUGCUGUUCUCAUAUCAGCUCUCCUUGGCUUCCUCCUUCAAUGGUCUGGUGCUUUGGCACUCGGGGCAACAUCCGCAACUUCUCACGUAGUCUUGGGACAGUUCAAGACGUGUAUGAUCUUGAUCGGUGGGUAUCUACUGUUUGAUUCGGAUCCCGGGUUCAUCAGCAUCUGUGGAGCUGUGGUAGCACUUGGAGGGAUGUCGGUUUACACUUCGCUCAACUUGAAGGAGACCAAAAAAGAGAAGAGCUCCGGGAGUAGUAACCCACAUCAGAAGCAGACGCUGCCACUGUCUAAGCCAAAGACAGAGCUCGAACCCACUCCUGAGGAGACCUCUGAAGAUAUUGAAACCACUGCUCUAUUGUCUUCCAAUGCUGUCUGAAAAUUUAUCUCAGGCCAAGGUCAUAGACAGAAGAGAGAGAGAGUAGAUAAGAGAAGUACCAACAGUAGCCUGCCCUUCAGAAUAUACCCAUAAGAUGGGGGCAAAUGAGGGAACUGGAAACUGAGCUGAAUCACACCGUGGACCUACCAUCUUCUCCGUUUUCACCUUACAUUGGUCAGCAAUUUAUAUCCCCCACCUGCGAAAUCAACUUACCAUUGUCUUCAGCCGGUCCUGUAUUUACAUUCAUGGAGAUUGCGCCUAAUAAUGCCUCAAAGGAACUUUCUUGAUCCACCACUGACUUCAGUAAGUAGAGCUCCAAUUCAUCUGUGCAAGCUGAGGCUGCUGCUGAUAAGGUGCAGUUGGUGACGGUCCUACCGGCUCAGCUGCAGCAGAAAUUGCAUGAGACUGCUGCUGCAACAAUGGGCUCGCUGUUGAAGAAGCAGCUAUUGUCUGUAGAGGUGGAUAAAUUCCUGGAAAAGAGCCAUGGGCAGCAGCAGCCUGGGGAGUAGCGAAUGUAAGGUGGUGCUGUCCC